GAUAUCACCGGUGGCGUGCAAGGGGCCAAAGAUGAAGCGAGCCGCCACUUUCGCCGGCUGCGGUUUGACGCCGGCGUCGGCCGGACGCAACAAAUGGGCAGCGAUGACAGCAAGCAUCUGGAUGCAGUGCGUGAGUGGUUCUGGUUACACCUUCAGCUUCUACUCACCGCUGCUCAAAUCCACUCAGCUCUAUGAUCAGCAAACCCUAGACACAGUUGCUUUCUUCAAGGAUAUUGGCGCUAACGCUGGCGUCAUCUCCGGCGCCAUCUACUCCUCUUCUCCCGAAGCCAGCCGCCCUCGCCUCGUCCUUGCCCUUGGCGCCGUCCAGUGCUUCGCCGGAUAUUUCUUCAUGUGGCUCUCCGUUUCCGGGAUCCUCCACCGCCCUCCCGUCCCUCUCAUGUCCCUAUUUAUGCUACUCGCUGCCCACUCCCUGACCUUCUUCAACACAGCCGAUGUUGUCACCGCCGCUCGCAACUUCCCCGACCAUCGCGGCACGGCAAUUGGCAUCAUGAAGGGCUAUCUUGGUCUAAGUGGGGCCAUACUAAUUCAAGUAUAUGCCACAGUGUAUGGCAACGACCGAAGUUAUUUUCUUCUAAUGCUGUCAUUAUUGCCAACCGCUCUGGCGCUUCUGCUUAUGUAUUUUGUGAAGGUUUAUCCAUCAAAUUUCCAAGAUGACAGACCAUUUCUAAACGUUUUCUCCCUAAUUGCUCUGAUUUCUGCUGGGUAUCUAAUGGCUUUUAUAAUACUGGAAAAUAUUCUGACUUUAGGAUCUUCAGUUCGCAGCCUGACUCUUCUACUUCUUCUUAUUUUACUUAUCUCACCAAUAAUCAUCACUAUGAAAGGUCAUUUGAGAGACUCCAUGCUUCCAUCAGCAACCAUCUCUCAUGAAAGGUUGCUGUUAGCUAACCCUGAUGAUCCAUCUGAAGUUCCAGAUUUGGAAACAGAGUCAGAGGAAAACUUGAAUCUUUUUCAGGCCAUGCAGAACUGCAACUUCUGGCUGUUAUUUAUUUGCAUGGCGUGUGGCAUGGGCUCAGGCUUGGCCACAGUCAAUAACAUUAGUCAGAUUGGUAGUUCUCUGGGUUACAAAAGCACUGAAACAGCCACCUUAGUUUCUCUUUGGAGCAUAUGGAAUUUCAUGGGUCGAUUCUGCACAGGCUACAUCUCUGAUCAUUUCUUCCGCUCUCGUCGCAUUGCGAGGCCGCUUUUAAUUGUGAUCACGCUCGCAUCUAUGAGCGUUGGCCAUGCGGUCAUCGCUUCUGGUCUUCCAGGUGCUCUAUAUUUGGGUUCUGUGUUGGUAGGGGUCUGCUAUGGUUCUCAAUGGUCCCUCAUGCCUACAAUCAGUUCAGAGAUAUUUGGUUUGAGACAUCUGGGCACUAUAUUUAAUGCCAUUGCAAUUGCAAGCCCCUGUGGAUCGUAUUUACUGUCUGUAAGAGUGGUUGGAUAUAUAUAUGAUAUGGAAUCUCACAAGAGAAGCUGUGUGGGCAAUCACUGCUUCUUGCUUUCUUUUCUAAUUAUGGCAGUUUGUACUCUUAUGGGAUCUGGAGUUGCCUUGGCUUUGUUUUUCAGGACUAGGGAGUUCUAUGAGCAGGUUUUGUAUGCCAGAUUAAGGAAUUUAGCUGUUUAUUAAAGAAGAUAAAACUGUGGUUAAGGGAUUUUGUUGUUCUUUGUUACUAUGGUGUAUUUUGUGAAGUUUAAAAGCUGAGCGUGUAGAAGUUUCUUUGGUUGUAGAGUUGGAAUGAAUGGUUUGACUUGGAUUUGGAUUUGAUAAA
Dendrobium catenatum is the source of this 1769-nucleotide messenger RNA. RefSeq names its product protein NUCLEAR FUSION DEFECTIVE 4. The record is from RefSeq and is a predicted model, not a curated record. NCBI's taxonomy places the organism in Eukaryota, Viridiplantae, Streptophyta, Magnoliopsida, Asparagales, Orchidaceae. Gene Ontology annotation, cellular component: membrane. Gene Ontology annotation, biological process: transmembrane transport. Gene Ontology annotation, molecular function: transmembrane transporter activity. The transcript has 2 exons. Bases 32 to 1627 code for a protein of 531 amino acids.